Tarenaya hassleriana is the source of this 1545-nucleotide messenger RNA. Its product is annotated as alkane hydroxylase MAH1-like. The record is from RefSeq and is a predicted model, not a curated record. Gene Ontology annotation, molecular function: oxidoreductase activity, acting on paired donors, with incorporation or reduction of molecular oxygen; heme binding; monooxygenase activity. The transcript has a single exon. NCBI's taxonomy places the organism in Eukaryota, Viridiplantae, Streptophyta, Magnoliopsida, Brassicales, Cleomaceae. Bases 1 to 1545 code for a protein of 514 amino acids.
AUGGCGUCGAUAGGGUUUCUUGAAGUGGCCGUAGCUUUCCUUAUCUUCCUCGUCUUCCAUUUCUUGCACAAUAAGAAACCUAAUGAAUGCUUCCCCAGGAACUGGCCGUUUCUAGGGAUGCUUCCUGGCGUUCUGGUGAUGUUCCAUCGCAUUUACGACUGGACAGUCGAGAUUCUCGAGAAUUCCGACAUGACUUUCCCUUUCAAGGGCCCGUGGUUGGGGGGAAUCGACAUGCUCAUCACCGUCGAUCCUGCAAAUAUCCACCACAUCAUGAGUUCAAACUUCGGCAAUUACCCGAAAGGGACCGAGUUCAAGGAUGUCUUCGAUGUUCUUGGCGAUGGAAUAAUAAACGUCGACGGCGAGCUAUGGGAGAGUCUGAGGAAAUCGACUCGGACGAUCUUCAGCCAUGAUGGGUUUAAAAGGUUCUCGUUCAUUACCAACGUGAACAAGGUGAAGAACGGGCUUUUACCGUUUCUCGGUCACGUCGCAAAGGAGAAGACGGUCGUGGACUUGCAAGACGUGCUCGAGAGAUACGUAUUCGACACCACAUGCAUUACGAUAACCGGCCACGACCCUUUGAGUCUCUCCGUCGAAAUGCCGGACGUUGAGUUUUAUACAGCUCUCAACGAUGCUGUAGAGGCCAUUGUGCAAAGGCACGUUAAGCCAAAAAUCUUGUGGAAGCUCGAAAACUGGAUCGGAUUCGGGGUGGAGAAGAGGAUGAGAAGAGCUCACCGCACUUUCGAUCGUAUUUGCCAAGAAUACGUAGCCGCUAAGAGAGAAGAGAUACGGUUAGGGCUUCUUCAUCGUUCCGGUGGAGAAGCUAUGGAUUUGUUGACGUCUUACAUGAACUUGGACGUGGCCAAACACGAUCUCUUCGACCCAUCCGACGAUAAAUUCCAAAGAGACACCCUCUUGACGUUUAUGAUCGCCGGGAUGGGUGUCGGCUCGACACUGACCCGGUUCUUCUGGCUCCUCUCGAAAAACCCCGAGGCUCUCACCAAGAUCCGCCAUGAAAUCAAAACAAGAUUGCCAAGAAUCGCGAAUCUUGAUGAUGAGGACGAGACGUCGUUCGCUCCCAAUGACCUAAAGAAGUUGGUGUACCUGCACGGCGCAUUGUGCGAAACACUGAGGCUAUACCCUCCAAUCCCGUUCGAACGAAAAUCUCCGACAAGACCGGACGUGCUCGCGAGCGGACACAAAGUCGGGGCGAACUCAACGAUACUCGUGAUCAUUUACGCGAUGGGGAGGAUGAAAGCGAUAUGGGGGGAAGACGCGUCGGAUUUCAGACCGGAGAGAUGGAUUUCGGAGAGUGGAGGGUCGAGACAUGAACCUUCAUUCAAGUUCUUGUCCUUUAACGCCGGCCCCAGAACUUGCCUGGGGAAGGAAAUGGCGUUCACACAGCUGAAAACGGUGAUCGUAUACGUAUUACAAAACUACGACAUUCAUGUCACGGACGGACAAGAUGUGGAAUCACUUGUGUCGGUCAUCCUUCGCAUAAAAAAUGGUCUUAGAGUUACAGUCUCUAAGAGAUCGACCUCUGCCUGA